CACUCAUUCGCUCAGUAGCGGCCGUAGCGAGCGCACGUAGCUACGCGGCGCUCGAACACAUCACACGCGAUCGCGAAAAACUUUUCAGUGCUGUGGGAAAAAAAAUCCGCCCGCACGAAAAAUGAACACAUUUUUUUCUGUGCUGUGAUCCCCUUGUGCAAAAGACUUAUCUGCCGUAAGAGUGUUCUGAAGAGGCUAAUUACCAGUUGCUAAGCUAAUUGGCAGGCCGGCGUUUCAUGAAGUGCGAGAGGCGUACGCCGCAGCAGGCCAGCAGCGGCGGGAGUCCCCGACUAGACGUACAAAUGUUGGCCAUGGACGUGACCAAGGAGGCCCGCGCCUCGCCCCUCCCGGCGACGUCGCAGCCAAACAGCGCGACGCCCACCCAGCAGACGCAGCCACAGAUAUGCGCGGGCUGCAGCAAAGUGAUCACGGAGCGAUACCUUCUGAAGGCUUUGGACCAGCUCUGGCAUGAAGACUGCCUCAAGUGCGGCUGCUGCGACUGUCGGCUCGGCGAAGUCGGCCACACGCUGUACACCCGCGCCAACCUCAUCCUCUGCAAGCGGGACUACUUGAGGUUAUUCGGGAACACGGGAUACUGCGCAGCAUGCAACAAGGUGAUCCCUGCGUUUGAGAUGGUCAUGCGUGCGCGCAGCAAUGUCUACCACUUGGAGUGCUUCGCUUGCCAACAGUGCAAUCACAGAUUCUGCGUAGGUGACAGAUUCUACUUGUGCGAGAACAAGAUUCUUUGCGAGUAUGAUUACGAAGAGAGGCUGGUGUUCGCCAACAUGGCGUAUAACCCUCCCCCCCUGGCUCAUCUUAAACGACAGACCACGCACUUACCCCCUCCUCCUCAGAGCAGCAAUGCCAUGGGCGGCCUGAUGAACGGCUCGAGUCGCGCCGGGGACCUGAACAACAACAUGUCAGGGUCCUCCCCCGCGCCCUUCGCCGCUCCCCCGCACCUCAAGCCCUUAGGGCUGUCCGCGUCCAGCUGAGACUAUCGCGUCUGAGACGCAGCCCAUCCCUACGCCAAGUAUCAAAACUGAACAGUGAAUACGAUGCAAAUGUGAAGUGAAUCAGCUCGAUUUAAGGUUGACUUCUGCACAAGUGACUGACACAAUGGGCCUAUCGGGCAAUAGUUAAUGAAAAUGUAUGGCGUCUCUGAUCUAUCUACAUGCCAUAUUUUCAUACUUUUGUCGUGUAGACCCUGCGCGUCAGUCUAAUGCAUGAGUCAAGCUUUACGGACGAUAUUAUAAACCAUGGACUCAAGUUUGAGACUUUUAAACGCAAAAUGCCAAACCGUAGUUAGUCCACAUCUCAUGUCGUCAGUAGGUUUUAAUCUCAACCUACUUUUACGAUUUUCUUGUGUAAAUGUUAUAUGAGUGAUUGAAUGUUUCAGUUUAUUAAUCUCAUAAGAUGAUCUCAUUGGGCAGUUUUGCUGAAAUAGAAUAGUUUCCAAUAUUAAUAUGAUAUAGAUAUGAUAAUUAAAUAUCUUUUCUUUUAAUUUUCAGGCUGUUUGACUUGAGUGCACACAGUAAUUAAAUGUACCACACACAUUAAGUUUUGUGUCACAGUGUGUACGCAACGUUAGUACAGUCGACGACAAAAAAUUUUGACGAUUCAUUACUCUACUAAAAGAGUCGGUAUCUGAAGUCUAAGAACUAAAAUUAAAGUCGUUGAAUGUACCGUACAGUCAAACGCGAGCGGGUUGUAAGACUGCUGAAUUUUGAUUUUUGAAGAAAAUUUAAUAAAAUGUAUUAAAGUAUCUACACUUCAAUGUUGUUGUAUGUAAAUAAGCAUUUGAUAAUCGCGCGUAUAGCGAUAGUAGGGAGCCAAGUCUCUUGUGCUUGAAUCCCAUUUCACUGAAGAAUUUUAUAUUGCAAAUAUGAUUUAAAUGUAACAUUUUGAAAGACAAGACAAGUAUAUAAUUUGACUAUGUGCAAUAAAAUCUUUGUUCAAUAUGGAAUUACUUUACCGUACUGACCUGCAAUUUUUUCGUAUCUCUUUGUACCACAUCUUCAAUGUAUAAACAUAUUUAAUAUAAAUGCUAAUUAUUAAGUUUUGUAUUUUUUCACACAUGUAAAUUAUUUGGCUUAGCCUUGAAAGAAUUUAUUUUCGCUUGAAUCCAAUUAUAUGUUAUUUCGUUUUGUACCUAACUAUAUUGUAUAUUAUCUGUUAAGUUUACUAUAAACAUUGUUAUAAUGUUUGUAUUAUUUAUGUAAAUAAUUAUAUCUUUAAGUAGUAUAUUGUAUUUAGAUGACUUCUGAAUACUUGAAUUAAAUAGUGAAUUAUGAAAAUCCAUUAAGUGUUAGUUAGAAUGUAUUCUAAUUGAAAAUAGUUCAAAUUAGUUUCUUUAGUGAUAUUUUGAAUGGAUACUGUAAUCAAAAACAGUUGAUUUUGCAUUUAGGUACAUUCGUCUAAAAUUAAUUGUUGAACCAUGAAAUAAAUAUUGAUGUCACAGAUUGUAUUAACUUUCGUAGACGAUUGUUCAUUCCUAUAGUAAGAGCGCAAUGUAACACAUUUGAAUAUAUGUGUCUCCUCUAACCAAUGAUACAACCAAAGAUGUAGCUCAUUAAAACUUGUUCAAAACUU
Molecule: messenger RNA, 2589 nt
Organism: Plodia interpunctella (Indianmeal moth)
Lineage: Eukaryota; Metazoa; Arthropoda; Insecta; Lepidoptera; Pyralidae
Gene: Bx
Product: Beadex
Exons: 6
Coding region: 237-992 (251 amino acids)
Biological process (GO): positive regulation of transcription by RNA polymerase II
Cellular component (GO): nucleus
Molecular function (GO): DNA-binding transcription factor binding; transcription coactivator activity
Source: RefSeq, a predicted model, not a curated record